Penicillium oxalicum is the source of this 276-nucleotide messenger RNA. RefSeq lists its product as uncharacterized. The record is from RefSeq and is a predicted model, not a curated record. The transcript has a single exon. Bases 1 to 276 code for a protein of 91 amino acids. Lineage: Eukaryota; Fungi; Ascomycota; Eurotiomycetes; Eurotiales; Aspergillaceae.
AUGCUACUAGGCAAGCGUCUUUCUUCAAGUCUUUUCAACGCCCGAGAUAUGAAAGGGCAGGAAAACAGGGUUUUCUUUUUCACAAUUCCCCCCAAAAAACACAAAAAACCUGACACGCCAUGCACUUGCAAAGAGGGCCAACGUCAACACGAAAGCCGCCAUUGCUCUUUCGCUUCCAUCAAAGCUCUCAACGUCUCACUUUUCUCGAAUCACCACACUGUCGAGCAAAUCUUCGACUUUAUUAACGACUGUCUCCAGAUUCCACGGCCAUCUUGA